AUUAAUAAAUAAAUAAAAAACACAAAUAUGACAUUAAAGGACAUGGUCUUAUUCGGUGUAUUUUUUCAGAAAGUAAUGUGAUGUGGAUCAAGUAUAGCCAUCAAGUUCCUUUGUAUACUCCUACACAACGGUAAGUCUAGUUGCGGCUAGACGGCUCUCGUUGUUUCAGAAAAUGCCCACCAAAAAACUGCGACGAACCCACAAACCACGUUUAAUAUUUAGUUUUAGGUCUCAUUGUUAUCUUCUCUUCUCCCACCUACAUUCGCCUGCCUUAACGAUUCAAAUCUUUAAUGCCAAUUAAUUUGUGCAUUUCAUAGCACAUUUAUCCACCUAAUAAGUUCAAUUUAAAUUAGGUGGGUAAGCACUUUUUAGAAAAACGUAUUUGAGAUUUUGCAUCUUUAAGCAGGUGAAUUUGUCAGCAAUAUUGAUCUCAAUUUGCACAGUCCAUGUACAAGUUGAAGUCGGCAUUGUUCGUUCGUUCAAGUGUUAUAGAACCAAAAAGAUAAAAUAACCGGACGAAGUCAAUGGCAAAUCCAGAGAGAAUGGAGACGGCAAGCAUCGUUCCUCUGACAAAAGAAGGAGUCGUAGCAGGGGACGGCACAGCAGCAGAAGCCGAAGCCGCGACAGGAAGAAGAGUGGACGGGGCGGCGACGCGGGAGGCAGGCGCAGCAAAAGCCGCGACAGAAAACGGUCGAGAGACCGUCGGAGAUCGCGUUCGAGAGGCCGCAGGUCGCCGGCGCGCGACCGCAAGUCCCGCUCGCGCGACAGACGAAGCCGCUCGCCCGUCAGAGGUUUACCGUACGCGAGCGGCAAGGACAGAGAAGCACGAGGCGAUAAAAAGUUGGACCGCGGCAGAUCGGGAAGCAGGGACAGGACGAAACGGUCGAAGUCGCGGGAUCGCAAGCGGUCUCCCUCGCCUGCGGUGCCGAAGCUUCCGUUCCCGCGGAGGGGGGCGCGCUCGCCGCUCGGCUUGAGAUCGUCGUCGCCCGCAGAAGAGCUCAGUCCGGAAGACAGAGAUGCCAGAACUGUGUUUUGCAUGCAGCUCUCGCAGAGAAUACGCGCCCGCGAUCUCGAGGAAUUCUUCAGUUCGGUCGGCAAAGUGAGAGACGUUAGAAUGAUCGUGUGCAACAAAACGAGGAGGUUUAAAGGUAUCGCGUACAUUGAAUUCAAAGAUCCCGAAAGUGUCGCCUUGGCAUUGGGUUUAUCUGGGCAAAAGCUUUUGGGUGUACCAAUAAUAGUGCAACACACCCAGGCAGAGAAAAACAGAAUGGGUAACUCCAUGCCGAAUUUAAUGCCAAAAGGAAUGACUGGGCCGAUGCGAUUGUACGUGGGCUCUUUGCACUUCAACAUAACCGAGGAAAUGCUGCGGGGAAUAUUCGAACCGUUCGGCAAAAUCGACAACAUCCAGCUGAUCAUGGAUCCGGAAACGGGCCGAUCGAAAGGAUACGGUUUCAUAACUUAUCACUCGUGCGACGACGCGAAGAAGGCGCUGGAACAGCUGAACGGCUUCGAGCUGGCCGGCCGGCCGAUGAAGGUGGGCAACGUGACCGAGCGCCUCGACCUGCAGACGCAGGGUCCCUCCUUACUGGACUCGGACGAGCUGGAUCGGUCGGGCAUCGACCUGGGCGCCACCGGCCGCCUCCAGCUGAUGUUCAAGCUGGCGGAGGGGGCGGGCAUGCAGGUGCCGCAGGCGGCCGCCAACGCGCUCUCGAUCGCCACCGGGCAGCCGGUCGUCUCGCAAGUGCAAACCAACUCGACGCCGCCCAUCGCCACGCAGUGCUUCAUGCUCAGCAACAUGUUCGACCCUGCCACGGAGGCAGUGUCUGCGUGGGACGUGGAGAUCAGGGACGACGUGAUCGAGGAGUGCAAUAAGCACGGGGGCGUGCUGCACGUGUACGUGGACAAGGGGUCGCCGCAGGGCAACGUGUACGUAAAGUGUCCGUCUAUCGCCACCGCCGUGGCCUCCGUCAAUUCGCUGCACGGCCGCUGGUUCGCGGGCCGCGUCAUUACGGCCGCCUACGUCCCCCUCCUCAACUACCAUUCGCUCUUCCCGGAAGCCAUGACCACCGUGCAACUCCUCCUUCCCUCCAAUCGCAAAUAA
Molecule: messenger RNA, 2101 nt
Organism: Brassicogethes aeneus
Lineage: Eukaryota; Metazoa; Arthropoda; Insecta; Coleoptera; Nitidulidae
Source: the annotation of a GenBank genome assembly